CCACCGCCUUUCCGAGGUGCGGGGCGCCCCCUGCUGCCAGCCGGAGGAGCUCAGAGCCCGCUCGCAGGAGGCCGGGAACAUGGCGGGGCAGUCCAGGAACAUGGCGAGGCAGCCCGCGGCCUCUGGCUCGCCGUCGCCGGACAGGGACGGAACGGAGCCCAACGUCGUGGCUCGGAUCUCACAGUGGGCGGACGACCACCUGCGCCUAGUUCGGAACAUCAGCACUGGAAUGGCCAUAGCUGGAAUAAUAUUACUUCUAAGAAGCAUUCGACUGACGUCAAAAUUUACAAGCUCUUCGGAUAUUCCAAUAGAAUUUAUAAGAAGAAAUGUUAAACUACGUGGACGAUUACACCGAAUAACUGAGAAUGGUUUAGAAAUUGAACAUGUACCUAUUACUUUACCUAUUAUAGCAUCAUUGAGAAAGGAGCCACAUGGUGCUUUGCUGGUUAAGUUGGCCGGAGUAGAACUCACUGAAACUGGGAAGGCAUGGUUACAAAAAGAGCUAAAACCUUCCCAAUUACUAUGGUUCCAACUUCUUGGAAAGGAGAAUUCAGCACUCUUUUGCUAUCUUUUGGUGAAUAAGGGUAGAUAUUUCAACGUGAAUCUGAAUGAAGAAAUUUUGAGAAGAGGCCUUGGCAAAACUGUUCUUGUUAAAGGGCUUAAAUGUGAUUCUAAAAUCUUUUGGACAAUUCACAGAAACUUACUUAAAGCUGAAUUAACAGCCGUAAAAAAAGGAGAAGGAAUAUGGAAGGAAGACUCUGAAAAACAAAGUUAUCUGGAAAAAUUCAAAGAUUCCUGGAGAGAAAUAUGGAAAAGGGACAGUUUUUCAAAAACAACAGGAUCAGAUUUCAACUUGAAAAAAGAAGGGUAUUAUGACAAACUUAGAAGGACUUAUGAAAUAUGGAAAGACAAUAUGAACAACUACUCCUUAAUAUUGAAGUUCAGAGAACUUAUAAGUCGCAUACACUUCCGUAGAAAGGCGUGAAAUAUUCAAGAGAUCUAGAGGUAACCUUCUCCAAAGAGUAAAAUAUGUAAGUAUAUGGACAUUUUUCAUUGACUCAGAAUGGAAGUUUUACCAGCUAAUCAAAGUAUUAGUCUAAUGGUAUUUAAAUAUUAAAAAGAGAUGAUUAUUAUAAUGUCAGAAUUAAUUUAAACAAAUUAUAAUUAAUGUAAUAUGUUUUUAGGGAAAGUGAAACACUUUGUAAGAAGUUAGUAGGCUGAAUGAUUUAUGUAUGUAGUGCUAAUGUGCGAAGAGAAAGUUUAAUUCUUGACCACUGUGUUGUCUUUAGUUAUUUUAGCAGCCAUAUUGAAUUUUUUUUUUUUU
Saimiri boliviensis boliviensis (Bolivian squirrel monkey) is the source of this 1324-nucleotide messenger RNA. RefSeq names its product chromosome 9 C3orf33 homolog (gene MISO1). NCBI's taxonomy places the organism in Eukaryota, Metazoa, Chordata, Mammalia, Primates, Cebidae. The record is from RefSeq and is a predicted model, not a curated record.